GUUCACCGCUGGUCUCACUUCAACCGCGUCCAACAUGUGAAGGCAGGAGCAAUGGGUUUGGAAGCACCUAUACAACAUGUCGCUACUCCGAAUGGAGUCAAGCCGGAAAGCAAGAAGGCGCGGCCAUCCAUGGAUCCGAACGUCCACAAUGCGGUGCUCGGUUCACUGCUCAUCAAACCUUGGUACCCGUCCUUCUACCCCGAGGAGCUGGUAGGGAGGGAGGUAGAAAGGCUAUAUAUAUGCCAAUGGUGUUUCAAGUACUCAAAGGAUCUCAUUAAUGAGUUCCUUGGUCACCUUAAAGUUUGUCCUCUAAAAGAUACCCCACCCCCCGGCGCAGCGAUAUACACCAAAGAUGGCUAUUCGCUGCACGAAAUCGACGGCGAGGAGAAUAAGCUCUAUUGCCAGAACCUGUCGCUCUUCGCGAAGCUCUUCCUGGACACCAAAUCUGUCUUCUACGACGUAACUACCUUCCUCUACUACCUCCUCGUCGCUCAUGACCCAACGCCGCCCGUGCCUGUGACGAUCCCUGGCAUUCCAAAUUCGGUCAACGGACAAGUGGUCGGCUUCUUCAGCAAGGAAAAGAUGAGUUGGGACAACAAUAACCUGGCGUGUAUCCUGGUCUUCCCGCCCUGGCAGCAGAAAGGUCUUGGUCAAAUCCUCAUGGGAGCAAGCUAUGAGCUCAGCAAGCGUGAAGGGAGGCUGGGAGGGCCGGAAAAACCUCUCUCUGAACUCGGCAAGCGUGGCUACCAGUCAUACUGGUCUCACACAAUCGCUCGCACGCUGCUCAGUGCACCGCAGAAGAAGACACUCACGGUCACGGAUAUUAGAGAUCAGACGUAUAUCGUACAGGAAGACAUCAUCGCGACGUUACAGGCGAUGCAGGUAUUGGACCGCAAGAAACGGGGUGGAGCUGAAGCCGUGAUUAACAAGGCUAAGGUGAGGGCGUGGGCGACUGAGAACAAAGUCGAUUUGAACCCACCUGUGGAUGUGGAGGGUUUCGUAGAAAUGGAAGAGGAGGAAGAGGAAGAGAAAUGAUGCUUAUGUUUGAAGACUAUGGAACGCUCGAGCGCUCUGUCACAGGCCCACAAAAACACUGGCAGGACAUUCGGAGAGAAGCAAUCAGGCGUUCACCUCACGAGCGCAAGGCUCCCUUAGACACUUAUUACGAAAACUUUAUACCCCCAAUACCAUUUCAUUUCCCAUUCCG
Mytilinidion resinicola is the source of this 1207-nucleotide messenger RNA. Its product is annotated as histone acetyltransferase, MYST family. The coding region runs from base 52 to 1035 and encodes 327 amino acids. Gene Ontology annotation, biological process: regulation of DNA-templated transcription. Gene Ontology annotation, molecular function: histone acetyltransferase activity. The transcript is spliced from 3 exons. Lineage: Eukaryota; Fungi; Ascomycota; Dothideomycetes; Mytilinidiales; Mytilinidiaceae. The record is from RefSeq and is a predicted model, not a curated record.